Molecule: messenger RNA, 813 nt
Organism: Mycotypha africana
Lineage: Eukaryota; Fungi; Mucoromycota; Mucoromycetes; Mucorales; Mycotyphaceae
Product: alternative oxidase-domain-containing protein
Exons: 3
Coding region: 1-813 (270 amino acids)
Biological process (GO): alternative respiration
Cellular component (GO): mitochondrion
Molecular function (GO): alternative oxidase activity
Source: RefSeq, a predicted model, not a curated record
AUGCUACGUACAUCUAGUACAAUACCAGCUCUAAAAUUGGUUUAUACCAAAUCGUUUGUAUCCCGAAUUAUAGACUUCUUCCGUGAAGCGCUGGAAUCUCGACCGAUCCCCAUGCGUGAAGAAUUCGUUGAAGGGCAAAAAUUAACAACUGAAGCCUUAGAAAAGCUCGAUUUUGGUGAGGGCAAACAUGUCGUUCCUCGUACAUUCGGAGAUAAAUCAGCAUACUAUAUAGUCAAGAUGUUGCGCACCUUACCCGAUACUUACUUCAAACGAAAUCACUACAUGCGCGCUAUGAUGUUAGAAACUAUUGCAGCUGUACCCGGUAUGGUAGGUGCUAUGUUACGUCAUAUGAAAUCUUUACGUAAUAUGACAGAAGAUGGCGGCUGGAUCUCUCAUUUAUUGCAUGAAGCUGAAAAUGAAAGGUUUCAUUUGAUUUGCUGGAUCAAGUGUGCUCAACCUACUUUUUUCCAUCGUUUGCUUGUAUUGGGUGCUCAAGGCAUUUUCUUCAACGCCUACUUUAUGCUGUAUCUUUUCAGCCCCAAAACGGCUCAUCGUAUGUGUGGUUAUUUGGAAGAAGAAGCUGUCAUCUCUUAUACACAUUUUCUGAACGAUAUUGAUGCAGGUCUUAUCAAAAAUGAGCCAGCUCCAAAAAUAGCAAUUGACUACUACAAUUUACAUCCCACUGCUACUGUUCGCGACGUUGUACUUGCUGUAAGAGCCGAUGAAGCUGUUCACCGAGAUUGCAAUCACUUUUUAUCCGAUCGUAUUGCUCAAAAUAAAGAAGAUAUUAUCUCUGAGCCAAAACCAAGUUGA